CGGGAGUAUAAAGGGACGGACAUCUUGCAGACGUUACUCUCAUACCAUACACCGAAAUAGUUGUGCCAUAGCACUCAUUUUCCUUAUCCUUCAUACUCUGUUACCUUUCACCAAAGCUCGAGAUGCCGACGUCGCCCAGUGUUAGACCCGCGCAGCCUUCGGUAUCCAAGAAGCACUCUAACCCUCAUGAGAGGACUAGCUCUAUUCCAUUUCCAUCAUCUAGUAAAGAGAAUGCUGUCGCAAUCCCAGAGUCAGAAUCUUCGUCCUCAGAUCAGACCAGUUCAGAUAAAUUGUCUGAGCUGCCUGUACAAUCCUCACCCCCACUCGCGCGACUGAGGUCCCCCAACCGCACUUCACAUCGUAGCCUCGACGCGUCAGGCUCGCUUUCAUCUCUGGAUUCACCAUCGGGAGCUCUGCAUCACUUAUCUGGGGCAACGCGAGCGAGCGAGUCGGAAUCGUCUGUUGGUAAAGGAACUGCAAGACAGAGGUCGUCUCACGAGAGCGAUCGUGCUUCGCUUCCCGCUACUUUGCAAGGUAUCCGACAAGCGAUAGCUAGCAGACACGCUCACAGAAGCCAAUCGGCAACUCGCUCGGGAUCAAAUCUAUCCGGCGAAGGCUCAUCCCGCGUGGGUCAGACGCCACGCCAUCCGUUCCCUACAGAGCGCUUGAACCUUCUCAAUUUAUCACCGCGUCUCGAAAAGGAUACCAAUACGCCUACCUCGCGUUCUCCUUCCCAGUCCCGUGCAGCUUCACCAUUGCGCCGCCUCGGGUGGGCGUUACACCGUAACCAUCCGCGCGAGGAACCCUUCGUACCGGUGGAUCCUUUCCGUCUGAGCUUCUUCGGGGUACGGCGAGAGAACAGUCCCUCUCGCGAUCAGUCUCCUGGUGAGAAGGACGUCGGAUGCAAGGAGCGGUUUAUUGGCUGUCUUCCCCUUCCGGUAUCGACUGAGCCGAAAGAAGGGAAGCAGCAUGCUGAGGGCUGCUGGUUCGCCAUGGUAAAUGACACGCGGACGUUCUUCCUCGAUACGCUUCCGCGCCAGGUCUACCUCAUCCUCCUCCUCGGGCUCCCUGCGAUCUACUGGUCCCGCGUGGCCCGCGUCUUCGAGGAUGCCGAGCUCAGCAAGCCCGACGUACAGCGUAUGAUCGAUAACCGGUUGACCGCGCGCGACUGCGCUCUCGCCGGCGCCCCUGCGGCACACGGCCGUGCGAUGCCGCGUGGCCGUGACGUGAUUCUGCCGUUUCCAGAGGACUGGAACCCGCCGUCUGUGUCGCCUGCGCUGGCGCGCUUUAAGCACUCGUGGGAGCUCUUCGUGGACUCGCUCCUGCGCGAGUGGAAGACGCUGAACUUGGUGUCGGCGCUGCUCUGCACGUGCGUAUUGUUUAUAUCCGCUCCGCCGAAGAAGAGGGCCAUCUUGACGAUGUUCCAGGUCAAUGAUGCGGAGGAUGACCCGUUGACGCGCUCGGCUGCCUUGUUUGGCCUGGUAUUUGCGCUCAUGAGUCUGUGCUACGGUUGUGUCUACAUCGUGCAGUUUGGCACCAUGCGCAGCAUGGACCGCGCGUCCCGUUGGGCAGAGGAAGCACAGAAGACAAAGACAGCCAUCCUGUGGAACAUCUGGGUCAUGCUCGCCACACCCGCGAUCUGGCUCGCAUGGUCCAUGAUCGCCUUCUGCGUCUCCAUCAUGUCGUACGUCUGGCGCACCGGGUCCGUCGCUGACGAGAACAGCCCGCCGCCGCUCGGCAGGACGCAGGCGAUCGGCGUGCGCACGGCGAUUACGGCGGUGUUCGUGCUCGGCUUGCUCAACUUUGCGAUGAUAGUCAGCACGUUUCACUCGUAUCAUGGCAUGAGGCGGGAACGGAAUCCCCCGGCGCGUGAGAGCGAGCGACGGGACGCGAUGGAGGAGAUGAGGGAAAGGGGACGGGAGCGCGACUCGAAGGCGGGCUCGGCGUCGGUGGUUGGUUUGGGGCUCACCGGGCUGAAUGAGACGGGGCUUGGGAGCCCUGGCGUGGCUAGUUUGGCGGGAAUUGUACUCGAGGAUAUUGAUCCUGAGAAGGGCGAGUACUUGAAAUCCGAGAAUGGCAGAGGAAGGACCAGGAUCUCGCCAAAGCUGUGAUGACGGCUAGUUUGUUAAUUUCCCAUGUGACGCCUGGAUUGAAUCGACGCUAUCAUCAAUUUCAUACGCAAUGUUUUGUAACGCCACCAAAGUCAUGACUCCACGAACGUGAAACGGACGACACCUUCGCGAUACCACAGUAUUCUUGAUACCAAUCAUGUCCCACAUUAUGCAUCUUCGCUCAUGGACGACUAAUCGCGCUGUAUGAUUCAUGCAUCAUGGACACUGGAAUGUACAUAUCAAUCAUAUGUUUAUACUUUAUGUUGUAUAGAUAUUUACUUGACCAAGUUACAUGGAUAUGACGCUUAUGACGCUGGCAAGUCUCGUGGCGACCUAAUUGAAUGUUACGCC
Laetiporus sulphureus 93-53 is the source of this 2462-nucleotide messenger RNA. RefSeq lists its product as uncharacterized. Bases 123 to 2111 code for a protein of 662 amino acids. Lineage: Eukaryota; Fungi; Basidiomycota; Agaricomycetes; Polyporales; Laetiporaceae. The transcript is spliced from 6 exons. The record is from RefSeq and is a predicted model, not a curated record.